This is a messenger RNA of Thamnophis sirtalis, 5167 nucleotides long. NCBI's taxonomy places the organism in Eukaryota, Metazoa, Chordata, Lepidosauria, Squamata, Natricidae. The record is from RefSeq and is a predicted model, not a curated record.
GUGGUGGAAUUGAUAGGAGAACAGAAAAUCUUUGAAGGUAAGACGGCGGCUGCUCCGUUGGGCCACUGCCAGAGAACAUCGCAACUCUGAACUGAUGUCCAGGUUCGGGGGCUCUGGGAGAUGCUGCUGAGGUCUCCAGCCUGCCUCUUGUGGAGGCCUUUGGGCUGUGUCCUCCAGGAAGCCCCGGGUGGGCUGACCUAGUGAUAUCAAGUCCAUCUCUUCAGUUUUUUCCCCAGUGGGGCUGCAGGAAAGAUCUUUUGCUCCUGGCCUUUGCCAGUCAAUCACUAAGGAGCCCCUUUUCUCUCUAGGAGCCACAAGAGAUAUCGGCUCGGCACUGACCCGGAUGUGCAUGCGCCACCGCAGCAUCGAGACCAAGCUGAGACACUUCACCAACGCCCUCAUGGAGAGCCUGAUCAACCCCCUGCAGGAGAGGAUAGAAGACUGGAAGAAGACGGCCAACCAGCUUGACAAGGACCACGCAAAAGAGUACAAACGAGCCCGCCAUGAGAUAAAGAAGAAGUCUUCCGACACACUGAAACUUCAGAAGAAAGCCCGCAAAGAGCUACUUGGCAGGGGGGACCUGCAGCCUCAGCUGGACAAUGCCCUGCAGGAUGUGAACGACCUGUACCUCCUGCUGGAGGAGACGGAGAAGCAGGCAGUCCGCAAGGCCCUGGUGGAGGAACGGGGGAGGUUCUGCACCUUCAUCGCAUACCUGCAGCCGGUGGUGAACGGAGAGAUCACCAUGCUGGGAGAGAUCACCCACCUUCAGGGCAUCAUCGAUGACCUAGUGGUGCUGACAGCAGAUCCACACAAACUGCCAACAGCCAGUGAGCAGGUGAUCAAAGAUCUGAAGGGCUCCGAUUACAGCUGGUCUUACCAAACCCCCCCAUCCUCCCCUAGCAGCUCAGGAUCCCGAAAAUCCAGCAUGUGCAGUGUGGCACAACCGGUAAACGCCAACACCCGCCUAUCCAGUGUCUCAUCACAUGACUCGGGCUUCAUCUCGCAGGAUGCCAUGUUCUCCAAACCUCCUUCGCCAAUGCCCUUGGACAUCACCAGCCAGAAGUCCUCCAGCUCCGCAUCGUCUGAAGCCUCUGAAACUUGCCAGUCUGUUAGUGAAUGCAACUCCCCAACCUCGGUUAGUUCUGGCUCUGCCACUGGACUGUAUUCAGGUGGCCACAAGGAUUGGUCCAAGCUCCCCACCUAUGAGCAGCCGGGGGCAAAUGCUCUGCAGCGUAGAAAGGAUCGUGUGGAGCUUCUCCGGGAGAUAGAACCAGGCUCGGCCUCCCUGAUUUAUCCAGGGCUCAGCUUGGAGGAUGGUGCCCGGCCUCGCCCCUCUCCCGCUUCCAUUGCUGCCAAGCACGGGGAGGAGGUGUCUCCGGCAGCCAAUGACCUGGCCAUGGUGCUGACCCACAGCUUGAGCCUGGAACACCAGAAGAGCAGCCGGGAUAGCCUGCAGUUCUCCAGCGGCUACAGCACCCAGAACACCACCCCGUCCUGCUCUGAGGACACCAUUCCCUCUCAAGGUUCAGAGUACGACUGCUAUUCGGUGAAUGGGGACAUCGAGGGAGACAACCAGAAUGAAUUAGACAAAUCCUCAACCAUCCCUCGCAAUAGCAGUAUUGCUCAAAAUUAUCGGCGGAUGAUCCAGACCAAGCGACCGGCUUCAACGGCUGGCCUGCCCAUUGGCACUGCUUUGCCAACCGGGACCACGCCAGGCGUGGCUACUAUCCGUCGCACACCUUCCACCAAGCCCACGGUUCGCCGAACCGUCUCCAGCGCCGGUCCAAUUCCCAUCAGGCCCCCCAUCGUCCCUGUCAAGACCCCCACUGUGCCUGACUCGCCCAGUCACGCCAGCCCCCUCCGGAUGGGCAGCGAUGAAUGUGUCUUCUACGCCGAUGAUGCCUGCUCGCCGCAUGGCCUGGACUUCACGAAAGCCUCCCCCAAGAGGCUGAGCCUGCCCAAUGCCAGCUGGGGCAGCAACGCCCUGGAGAUCUCGGUGUACGCCAGGACCGGGAAGCCUUCCACCGAAGAGGAGCAGCAGCUGGCCGCCAACCGGCACAGCCUGGUGGAAAAGAUUGGCGAGCUGGUGGCCAGUGCUCAUGCCCUGGGAGACGGCCAGUUCCCUUUCCCCACGGUGUUCUCAGACUCUGGUCCUGAGGAGCAGACCCACAACGUCCCUCCAGCCGCUUCCAGUGAGCCCCCCACUGAAGACAUGCUGAUAGCCAUCCGCCGUGGGGUGCGCCUUCGUCGAACCCUCACCAAUGAUAGGUCAGCGCCACGUUUCUUGUGAUUGCUCUGCUCAGCUGUUGACCCGAACUCCUCCUGAGCACAAGGCACCCGGCUUCAGCAAAGGAGUGGGAAAGGUAGCAGAGGCUGGGCAAACUGCCCAAAGGCUGCCACGCCUCCCACGGUCAGGCUCUGGGUUAAAAGACUACAUGAAAUGCCUUUCUGAAGCCCCCCACAAAAUCCCCGCUUAUCUAGAACCCCUUUGGAGCCCAUUUCCUCCCUUGUUCUCCUCUCCCUUGCGCACUUUCUCUCUGCCCUCCUCUGCAGUGAGGUGGGAAAGCAGCGCCUGCCUCCCCUCCAGCUUGGAGCAGCAAUGGAGGAACCUUCUCUAUCUUCUCCUCCAAAGGCCUCGCAAGACGGAGUGUAGAAAUGCAGCUCCUUCCCAAGGUGUGGGGGGACUGUGGGCUGUGCGAGGAGCAGGACCCCCUUCCUGGGCUUCCCUAAGAAGGCAACCUUUCUCGGGAGGGGCUCCCUUCUAGUUGAGGGGGUCUCUCCAGUGAGACUGUCUCAGGGAGGGGACUGGCUUUCCCUAGAAGGGCUGCCCCCUUCCUUGCCCAACAUGGAGCCCACACCUGGCUUGAGCUUCAGAGCUUAGAGGCCUCCCUGGAGGCAGGACGGAGAUGGCAAAUGGGCUGCUUUGACACAAUUUCGAGCAUGGUCUGCAUGGAGGCCCAGCUAUGGCAGAAUGCAAAAGUGCCUAUGGAGAAAGAGGGUGGAGGGUGGAAAGGAGUCCAGGGACAGACGGGGUGGGGGGAUGUGCUUCGUGGGAGCUGUGCCAGGCACUGCCUUAGGCAGGCUUGGCCUUUGCAGAUCUUUCCCUGAAGGAGGGUGAGGGAGCAAUGCCAGGAUGGGGCAUCUUGAACACAGCCCUUGCCCCGAGCCAUCUCAAGGCCCUGGGUCCCCUGGGGUAGCUGCCCUUGGGCAGGUUCCUCUCUUCUCAGACCAAUCCGGACUCUUGACCGAUCGAACCAAAAGGGGGUCAGGAGAGGCUCCUUUGGCUGAGGCUUUGGGGGAUUGAUUUGAACAGAGCCAAAGUCCUCCGCUCUGCCACCACCACGAUUGGUCUGGCAGAUCACCGUGACGGACGCCUUUGGUUUGACCUGCUAGUGCUGGCUGGGCUCACAAGCUCCCUGAAGCCAGUCUUGGUUGGCUUGAUUUCAGCUCCACCCGAUGUGCAAGGCCAUCCGUGGCCCUCAGAAUCUUCUUGCACAAGGCUGAGCCACGUGGCCAGGCUCCCUUGAAGAGCCCAAGUGAUGCUGAAGCUGCACCAGACUUUGGGGGGGGGGGGACAGCUGAAAAACAAAGUCCUGAAAAGGGACUUUUGGAAACGGCUCCGUUCUCUUUCGGGAACCCAUGACAACUCCGCAGUGGGAUGGUUUUGACGGCCAAGGAUGGAAGCGGUGAGGUGAGCCGUGGCCCAGGUUGCUCAGCUUCGUCCCUGUGGCCUGAGCCAUUGACCUGCCUUGGAGUGAGAGCCCAGGGCUUUCAUUGCCCCUCUACUGCGCCAGGGCUGUCCUGCCUCACUCUCUUCUCCACCUUGUUCAUUCUCACCAAACUUCUGCACUUUCAUCCACAGAACGUUUUGUCUCGAAUCUUGCCUCGUUGUAAAGUCCUGACCAAUUGUUUACAGAUGUGGAAUCUGCCUGUUUUUGUAGUUGGCAGGAAGAUUUAUAAUGGGGAUGUUGGCAGAAAUGAUGCCAAACGUAGCCAUAAUGCAUUUAUUCACAGCUGGCACCCGAUGGAGCUUUCCAUGGUCUGGACCCAGAUCUAAAGAGAUGUGAAAGCUCUUCUCCUAAAUGGUGAUUGGUGACCUUCACUUCUCUCUGAAACUAGAAAUGAGUCUCUGUUGGCAAAAGGAAAGUGAUGGUAGGAGAGAGAAGACGGUUUUGAAAGGUUGCAGAGUGGAAGGCAUGAGAAAAGCUGCCUUUCCUUGGGCAGGGCUAGGAAGGGGAACUGGCAAUCCUGCUGGUUCUCUUGUUUUUAGUUGCAGAGCUUUUGAUGCUGGGCUUGGCAUGUCUGGUACAGGUGGCAUCCAGAGGUCAACAUGUGAUGCACAUGUGGCACAAGGAAGCAAAAUUGAAAACGAAUGUUUGCUGCUGUUUGCACCAUUAAGGAUUCCAGUAUGUUCAGUUGAGGGGAAAGUAUAUUUUAAAAACUUGAGUUAUUUCAAGAAGCACACAUCAAAUGUAAGCAUAGAACUGGGAAAUGUAGGGUAGGGUUUGGGGCACUGUUUUGCCCAACCUGGUCUUGGGACUUCCAGUUUACACCUCUGGAGAACAUUUAAGCCUGAGGCGGCCUGUUCUGAGGGGCAAAGAGCUCGGGCCACGAGAAGGUAUGCCGUGGACUCAGAAGGGCUGGAGGCUUCCUUGGCAACGGAGAGGCCGCCUGUCUCCCCAAAGGCCAUUGAGGGAGCAGCACGAGGACUCCAGCAUCCCAAGAGGAAGAAGGUCUCACCUCCCAUGUACAUAGCCGUUUGCUCCCCAUCUGGUUCUACCUGUCUCUCUGUGUGUUACAUCAUUGUAGGCCCCUCACUCUUCGGCUCUUGUGAUAACACUUUCCUUUGAACACGUCAGCCCUCCUGUGAUUCCCACACACCUCAAACGUGACACUGUGAGAUUGUUGCUUUUUGCUUUUCCAAUUUGUUUUGUACAGUAAGAAACAAGCCUUCUAAAAUGUCUGUCAGCUGAUGUUAACUGUCCUGGUGCUGUUAACUUUUUCUUCCUUUCCAUCCCAUAAUUUAUUUUCCUAAUAGUCUGAGCUUCUCCACAUGGGCCCUUUCUUCCCAUUUAGUUGUGGGUUUUUUCAUUCAAAAUAGUCACCGCUACAGGUAACAAAUGCACUGUGAAGAUUUCAGUAUUAAUAAAAGUUGUACUGUAAUUAA